Molecule: messenger RNA, 1927 nt
Organism: Camellia sinensis
Lineage: Eukaryota; Viridiplantae; Streptophyta; Magnoliopsida; Ericales; Theaceae
Product: putative E3 ubiquitin-protein ligase RING1a
Source: RefSeq, a predicted model, not a curated record
AAAAUGAAAGAACAGAAGCCCUCCACUGAACGAACAUGCCAUGUCCCGUUGUAACGUUUAUUUAUAUAUACACGUGCUUUUCUUCCUCUCUCUCGCUCUACAGACACAGACUCUCAUCCCCGAAGAAGAUCUAUUUCGCUUGAUCAACGGCGGGCUUGUUCGAAGCAUAAUCAAUGCCUUCACAGAAGCGUAAUUCGUCUUCUGAUAAUAAUCUUCUACACCACGACGACUCUCAGCAACAGCAUUCCCGCCGCAAGCAAUCGCGACGCCAACGAGGAGGAGCUGAAGAUGAUGAUGAAGAUGAGCGAGACUACGAACAAGAUGAAGAAGAAGAAGAACAAGUGAAAGAAGAGGACGAAGACUCUGAAGAUGAGGAUUCUGAUGGAAGUCGUUCAUCUGACGACCCUGCAAACCAAUCCGAAUGGGUUCUUGUGAAACUGCCAGCGCUUCGUACGUACGUACAAUGUCCAAUAUGUCUAGGGAUCAUUAAGAAAACAAGAACUGUGAUGGAAUGUUUGCACCGCUUUUGCAGGGAGUGCAUCGACAAGUCGAUGCGUAUGGGGAACAAUGAGUGUCCUGCUUGCCGCACACAUUGCGCCAGUCGACGUUCUUUGAGAGAUGAUCCUCGAUUUGAUGCCCUGAUUGAAAUUUUAUAUGAUGAUAUUGAGAAAUAUGAAGAGGAGGAACUGGCUUUUCAUGAAGAGGAAAAGACUCGCAAUAAGCAGAUUCAGGCAUCAAUUGCCCAGAUUUUUCGUCGACAAUCUGAAGCACUGGUCACUAGACGCAAAUUGGGUAAAGAUACAGAUUCUGCAUCAGGUUCAAGAUUACCGCGCAAAUAUUCUAGAAGAAGAAGAAACACCAGGGAAACUGAGCAUGAAGGAUCUGAUGACGAGGAUGAAAAUAAUCAUGAUGCGAACAAAGAUUCAUCUUCGAAUGAUGAGCGGACAACAGAAAUUAAGCAGAGGAGGUACAAGAGAAAAGCAGGGGCACAGUCCUCCCAGCCUUCUCCAUCAGCUGCAAAUUCAGAUGGUGGAGGCAAUGAAAAUGACUUAGAAGCAAGCAGAGAAAGCAAAGGUACUUCUUCUGGGCCUGUGCGGAAUACAGAAAUGCUUGCUUGGGGUGGAGGUGGUGCUCGGAGCAAGAGUGUCCGGAACACCCGCAUAAUGAAACUGGCUAAAUAUCUCGAAAACGCAAAGGACAAUGAUGAGUUAGAUGUUCAUCUCACCCUUAUUUCUUUGGACAAACAAAGAACGGCAAGUUCAAAGGAGCUGUACCUCUGUUGCCCGCCAUGCUUUUCUGUCAAAAGCCUCAAAGAAUAUGUUUCUCGCGAGACACAAUUACAGGCUGAAGAUAUUGAAAUACUACUAGGGAAGAAGCACCUGCAUACCAAUGGUCUGCAGUCCACCCGCAACGCUUCAACCUUAACGGAAAAUGAAGCUGUACUACAAAAUUUGAAAGACCAAGAAACUUUGGCGGGGCUCGGAGCCAAAUGCGAUCAAGAUAAUAACCAUUUGGUUCUGGCUUAUAGGGUGAAGAAGAGAGAUUAGGAAGUUCAUCAUCAUAAGCCGAGGAAUGGGCCAUAUCACUCUAUUUGGGAAAGAAGGUUGAAUCAGGUAAAUGCUGCUGUUGUAGGGAUGCCUGAGGUUGCUUUCUGAUCCUCUGAUGAAGUAUAUGUUUCCUAUGUUUUAAAUUAUAUGCUGGGUAGCAGUACAUUACCGAGGGGAUAGACCCCAAAAAAAUAGAUUUUUAUGCUUGUGAUUGGAAUUGUAGGAUACAUCUAAAAACAAAAAACAAAAAAACCCUUGGCUGUUAUGUUUGUAAUUGGACUUUUAGGAUAGAUCUUUUUAGUUUCUCUGAAAAAUAGGUGAUGCUUAUUUUUUAACUAAAAAUGCUUGCAGAUGGUUGAAAUGUAUAGUCGUUUUUAGUA